GUCUGCGUUUAACAUUGAAUAUAUUCAUAACGAUAACGGUUGCUGCAAAGCUUCAUUGUUAAUUAACUUUUGCCAUUACUCACAAUCAGACACACUGCCAUAUAUUUGAAUAAUUGUGUAAAUUAAAAAAAAAUAUUAACAUACAAAUUGGUUUUGAGUAAUUCGUUCGCUAGCACGUUUUCGCGUUUUUUGUUUCUGUCGAUCAAGUUUUUCUUCUCUAAAACUUAAUAAUGUCAUAUGAUAAUAAGAGUCAACCACCACCGUACUCCGCCCCACCACCCGGUUUCCAGCCGGCGGCCUAUUAUCAACCACCGCCAGCACAUCAGAUGCCACCACCACCACAACCGCAGACAUCCACGGUGAUCAUAACAACAACAAGGCCGACUUUGGUGCCACUCAGCGAGGAUCCAACGCGCAUUCAGUGUCCCUCAUGUCAUGCUGAUAUUUUGACUACCGUUAAAUAUCAACCAAAUGGAUGUACUCACAUUUGGGCAUUGGUGCUGUGCCUAUUCAUCAUGUCCUAUCAACAACCGCCGCCACCAUAUUCACAGGCCGUACCGGGCUAUUACCAGCCACCACCACAGCACGUUCAUAUGCAGGGCACGCCGGCGCCAGCACCCGGUCCCACAGUCAUCAUUCACACCACAGCUCCCAGAUUUACGCCUGUCUCCAACGAACCGACAACGGUCACUUGUCCCUCGUGUCAUGCGGUGGUGCGCACCACAGUCAUCUAUCAGCCCAGCUCGUCGACCCAUCUUUGGGCGCUGAUACUCUGCCUUUUUAU
Messenger RNA from Rhagoletis zephyria (snowberry fruit fly), 784 nucleotides. Its product is annotated as extensin-1. Lineage: Eukaryota; Metazoa; Arthropoda; Insecta; Diptera; Tephritidae. Gene Ontology annotation, molecular function: zinc ion binding. The record is from RefSeq and is a predicted model, not a curated record.